This is a messenger RNA of Capsicum annuum, 2233 nucleotides long. RefSeq lists its product as uncharacterized. The record is from RefSeq and is a predicted model, not a curated record. Lineage: Eukaryota; Viridiplantae; Streptophyta; Magnoliopsida; Solanales; Solanaceae. Bases 116 to 2062 code for a protein of 648 amino acids. The transcript has a single exon.
CACACAGAACGUGUCGAAAACGUGUUAAAACGUGUCCAUUUGGCAAUUGUGUCACUAUAUAUUCACCUGUCCUCCGUUUGCACCGCUCGACACUUUUCACUUUCCAUUGCUCCAUAUGGCAUCAUCAGUAGCAUCGCCCUCUUUCCUCAUCGGUCCACCGUCCCUCCGCCAUCAGCCGCCGUCCUCCACCACCGUCACCCCACCACCCACCUCCGAUGCCGAUCCCAAACCCGUCGUCUCUGAUGAACGCCCCUCCAAUCUCGAUCUAUCGAGCCUUCUUGCGAAGCUUCCGUUGCGCGGUUGGACGGAGAACAAUUCCGCCACGUUCAUAUCUUCGGCGAACCCGUGCCUAGAUUUCUUCUUUCACGUCGUCCCCGACACGUCCCCCGAUGAUCUGAUCGGACGGUUGGAGUUAGCUUGGGCGCAUGAUCCGUUGACAGCGUUGAAGCUGAUUUGCAAUCUUCGGGGAGUAAGGGGUACAGGUAAGUCUGAUAAAGAAGGGUUUUAUGCAGCAGCGUUUUGGUUACAUUAUAUUCACCCUAAAACCCUUGCUAAUAAUGUUCAUGCAAUUGCUGAAUUCGGGUAUUUUAAGGAUUUUCUGGAAAUUCUGUAUCGAAUUCUAGAAGGUCCUUUUGUGAGGAAAGAGGAGAAAGAGAAAAGGGGAGUAGCGAGAAGUAGUCGUCGUGGUGGUGGUCGUGCUAGAUUCAAGAAGGUUAGUAGGCCUAGUAGUGAGGAGAAUAAGGAGAAGAAGGAGAAAGUUAGGAGGAACUUGGAAGAAUUGAAGGAAGAAAUUAAGGUAGAACAAGAGAAAGCUAGGGUUUUGAGGAAGGAAAAAGAGGUGGAAAAGGCAAAAAAGGCCUUAGACAAGUAUAAUUCGGAUGAGUAUUAUAGGUUUUUACAUGACAAGAUAUCGGAAUUUUUUGCUGAGUUAUUGAGGGCUGAUAUUGAGAAGUUGAAGUUAGGAAAGAGUAAUGAGAUUAGUUUGGCUGCGAAAUGGUGUCCAACGGUUGAUUCAUCGUACGAUAAGGCUACUUUGAUGUGUGAAAGCAUCGCGAAAAGGAUGUUUCCGAGAGAAAGUUAUAGCGAGUAUAAUGGGGUUGAGGAGGUUCAUUAUGUUUACAGGGUGAGAGAUAGGUUGAGAAAAGAGGUGCUCGUGCCUUUACGUAAGGCGUUAGAAUUGCCGGAGGUGUAUAUGAGUGCUAAUAAGUGGAAUUCGUUGCCCUAUAAUAGGGUAGCGUCUGUGGCUAUGAAGAACUAUAAAGAACUCUUUUUGAAGCAUGAUCAAGAAAGGUUUAAUGCAUAUCUUGAGGAUGUGAAGUCUGGGAAGGCGAAAAUUGCAGCUGGAGCUUUGUUGCCUCAUGAGAUUAUUGGGGCGUUGAGUGAUGAAGAUAGUGGAGUAGUAGCUGAACUUCAAUGGAAAAGAAUGGUUGAUGAUCUUUGUAAGAAAGGAAAGUUAAGUGAUUGUAUCGCGGUAUGUGAUGUUUCUGGGAGUAUGAGUGGGACACCGAUGGAGGUCUCUGUGGCCCUUGGUGUCUUGGUUUCGGAAUUGAGUGAGGAACCAUGGAAGGGGAAAUUGAUCACAUUCAGUGAGUCUCCUGAACUGCAGAAAGUUGAAGGUGAUACUCUAAAAGAGAAGACCGAGUUUGUGAGAAAUAUGGAUUGGGGUGGGAGCACAAACUUCCAGGGAGUGUUCGAUAGGAUUCUGGAAGUGGCAGUACAAGGAAAUCUAAGUGAGGAUCAAAUGAUCAAGAGGGUGUUUGUGUUCAGUGAUAUGGAAUUCGAUCAGGCAUCAGAAAAUGCAUGGGAGACAGACUAUCAGGCAAUUCAACGAAAAUUCGCAGAGAAAGGAUACAAAAAUGUGCCCGAGAUCGUGUUUUGGAACCUUCGUGAUUCAAGGUCGACUCCAGUUUUGGAAAAGCAGAGUGGUGUAGCACUUGUGAGUGGGUUUUCUAAGAAUCUGUUGACCAUGUUCUUGGAAGGUGGUGGAAUUGUUGAUCCUGUGCAGGUUAUGGAGCUUGCUAUUUCCGGUGAAGAGUACCAAAAGCUAGUUGUUUUUGAUUAAUGUGUGAGUUGCUCAAUACAUUUUGGUUUUAGUUUUGAAACUAUGUUGUCCAACUUUGUUACGUAAUGUCUCUUAGAUGAAAGAAUUGUGUGUUACUAAAACGUCAACUGGUGACAUUGAGCUUUGCGUUAUGGAUAUGGAGUAAAGUUGGAUAAUCUUGUGUUUUGUGUU